Messenger RNA from Spizellomyces punctatus DAOM BR117, 1600 nucleotides. RefSeq lists its product as uncharacterized. Gene Ontology annotation, molecular function: mRNA binding. The record is from RefSeq and is a predicted model, not a curated record. NCBI's taxonomy places the organism in Eukaryota, Fungi, Chytridiomycota, Chytridiomycetes, Spizellomycetales, Spizellomycetaceae. Gene Ontology annotation, biological process: intracellular mRNA localization. Gene Ontology annotation, cellular component: nuclear outer membrane-endoplasmic reticulum membrane network; endoplasmic reticulum; ribonucleoprotein complex. Bases 124 to 1536 code for a protein of 470 amino acids. The transcript has 5 exons.
CGUCGAACUGUGCGAGGUAAAAGUGGAAGCGGCGUUUUGGAACAUUUUCAAAAGCAUUUAUUCAUUGUACAGUGUCGCCUUUCGAAAUCACAGCGACCUCACCCUCGAUCUCAUUUUCAAAAGAUGCCGGGAAAAGAAGCAAAUGGUGUCGCGGCCGUCGAGCGGAAGAAGGCGCCCGUCAAGCCUGAUCAGGCAACCUUUGAGCGGGAACUCAAGGAAAUUGACAGCAACAUUGAGGCGUUGAAAAAGCAGCUGGCGGAGGCUCAGAACCGCAUCAGCGAAACUGACACCAAGGACGCUUUCACAGAUCGCAGAAAAGAUCUGCGCGAGCAGCAGGAUGCACUGAUCAAGCAGCGGAAUGAGCUCCAAGAUCAGCGAGGGAAAAUUUUCGAUCAACUAAAGGCUAUCCAGGCCAAGUUGAGGAAAAAAACCGACGACGCAAGGUCUUCAAAGGACCGUCUUGGGUACAAGUCUGUGGAGGAUGUUGACAAACAGAUCAGCACCCUCGAGCGCCAAUUGCAAUCUGGUGAAGCAUCCCUGCACGAGGAAAAGCGCAUUGUUGCUGAAAUUUCAAAUCUGAAAAAGGCACGAAAGAUUUUGGAGGGAUUCAGCAGUCAACAGUCGUCGGUGGAAAGUGAUAAGAAGCAACUCGAUGACUUGCGUGCUCAGUUGGAUGCGAUUGAACCUCAGCGCAAGGAGAUCCAUGCCAAGAUCGAUGCUGUGAAAGCUCAGUUUACUGAUCUCGACAAUGAACGUAAAUCAAAAAAGGGCAAUUUGAAUGACCUCGUAAAUGACCGCAAAAAUAUUAAGGCCGAUCUUGACGCUGAAUUUGACAAGCUCCGUGCAUUGAAAUCCAACUAUAAGAAGCAGAAGGACGAAUGGUUCACAUGGCAACGUGAAGAACACGCGCGAAAACACGAGCAAUACUUGGCCCGUAAGCGGGAGGAGAGCGAAGCACGGCUGACAGCGCAGGCAGAGCGAGAACGAGAAGCGGCCGAAAUUCCAGCUUAUUCUGACGAGAUCAACCAAUGCGCCACCCUCAUAAAGUUUCUCGAAAAUUACUCGUCUAAAUCGGAAGCUACAAAGACAAAUUCCGCAGAUGCCUCCGCGAGCACACGACCGGUGGACACUGGACUGCCGGAAGGGGCGGUCCUCUUGAAGAAGAAGGAUGACGAAGAAUACAUGGUUCUCGGCAACAAGAAGGGCAAGAAGGGCCGCCGACAGGGGGGUAGUGGACAGACUGAAAAGGUCAAGCCUUUCAAGUUGGACUUUGACAUCAUUGACCAGUUUGUGAAGCUCAAGAUUGAUCUCCCAGUAUCUGCUGCCGAAAUUCCUGCCACAAUUUCUGCACUCGAGGAAAAGCAGAAAUGGUUCAAAGACAAUCAAGCAGAAGCUACUGCUAAGGCAAAGGCUGCGGCUGAGGCUAAGAUUGCUGCCUUGAGGCGAGGGGACUCUGCCAACGGAGAUAGCACACCGGUAGAAAAGGUAGAAAACAAGGUAGAGGCAGCCGCAGAAGUAGAUGCAUCUGAUAUCUAGAGCAAAACACAUUGUUUAUGAAAGCUAAAUACAUAUCGACUGGACCCAUGUGCCUCAGAAUCGA